AUGAGAAGAAAUUUUUGUCAGCGUGAGGAAGUUGGAGUAGGAUGAACAGUUGGGAUAAAAACGAGAACUUUGAGGAACUCUGCGGAUGUUACGAAGGAGGAGAAGAAGAAGCAGAAAGUAGAAAUAGCAAACGAGACAAAGAUUCAGACAGACACACAGACAAAGACACAGAAAACCCACAUUAACCACAUUGACAUUAACGUUAACAUUAUUUCGUAUAUAUUCAUUGUAUCCAACGAAAAAACAAACAAGAUCUUCAAUUCCAUUCUAUUGCCUUUUCUCUUUCAAUAAAACUUCAAUAUGAUCCCAAACUUAAGGUGGUAAUUUCGCCAAUAUAGUAAUACCAAACAAGGAGGAUGAAUCGAAACCCAACUGGGUUGGUGUUGGUUUUGGUGUUUCUGAUUGUUUUCCAUGGUUGUGAUGCAUCUUUGCUUUCCAAGAUUCGGAAACUAGCCGCAGGUAUUGACCCAAAGAACAACAAUGUUCCUCAAGAGAUUUCUCCAUCGGUUAGUCCCAGUCCGGUUCCAGGAGUAGAUUUGCUUACAAAUGGAGGCAUUGUGUCUAACUCUGAGAACCACAAGAAGAAUGUGCAGACACCUUACACUUCUCCAGCACCUAGCCCAGCUGGUGCUGAGAGCCAAAUCACUGAGAGAUGUAUGGGCUCAUCCGAGAGUUGCCAUUAUCAGAAGGACAUUAAUAUGACUGCCUGCUUGUAUUCCCCUUCUAAUGCCAACAAGGAGCUGUUUCUUCUUAUACAAAACGAUGGAGAGAGUUUUCUGGAAGUGGAUGUUACAAUAUUAAAUGUCGAAAAUACUUCCCAGGAGAUAAACGUAACGAACCAUCAUGUCAAAAAGGUCCAUGUCUCGGAUGGAGGAAGUCCGUCAAUAGUGCUAAAUGCUGGAAAUGGAAAGUGUAUAAUUCACUUGGGAUCAAGUAAACCAAAGAACAUGUUUAUGAACCUUCCUCCCUAUGCCUCACAUGUAAGUCCUACCCAUGGAGCCUACGUGUUGUUUUUGGCAGCUCUAGUUAUUGGAGGAACAUGGGCCUGCUGUAAGUUGAGAAAAAAGGGACCUCAGGUUGAUGGAAUCGCAUAUCAGGAGCUUGAAAUGGCGCAGCCAGACUCUCCUACAGCUAACCAUGCAGAAACAACUGAUGGUUGGGAUCAAGGUUGGGAUGAUGAUUGGGAUGACGUCGAGACAGUGAAGUCACCAAGUGCACGCCAAAACGGAAAUGCCUCAUUGAAUGGACGUACUUCCAGAUCUUCUGAUAAAGAUGGAUGGUGAAUUGAACAGGAGGAGCAGGGCAAAGAAUUGCACGUAAACUCUUCCACUACCACUCAAAUGAAAGGUGAGGGCGUGAUAAAGCUAAUAACAACAGAAUCAAAGUAAGAAUUUACAUGUAGAAAGUAGAGUAAUCUUCAGGAGGGUUAAUUUUUUUGAACGUCCAUUACUCAUACCUGUGCUCAUGUAAAACCCAGAGAGGGUUUGAUAACAAUUUUGGUCUGCAAAACAAGUUUAUCAUUUUUUUUUGUCUUUUUUACUUCAAAAUUUACAUGGUUAUUGCAUUGCAUUAUCUUUUUUCACAA
Ziziphus jujuba (common jujube) is the source of this 1585-nucleotide messenger RNA. RefSeq lists its product as uncharacterized. Lineage: Eukaryota; Viridiplantae; Streptophyta; Magnoliopsida; Rosales; Rhamnaceae. The coding region runs from base 357 to 1283 and encodes 308 amino acids. The transcript is spliced from 4 exons. The record is from RefSeq and is a predicted model, not a curated record.